This is a messenger RNA of Coccidioides posadasii C735 delta SOWgp, 1107 nucleotides long. RefSeq lists its product as uncharacterized. NCBI's taxonomy places the organism in Eukaryota, Fungi, Ascomycota, Eurotiomycetes, Onygenales, Onygenaceae. The record is from RefSeq and is a predicted model, not a curated record.
AUGCGUCUCACCGUGUCAAAGGCUCUUCAUUUGUUGGCAGUUCUUGCCUUUCUUGAACAGAUUGUUUUUUCUCGCAGAAUUCCGGAAGGAUUCGCAGAUGCAAAGCGAACCUGUGAUAUCGAGCCCUGCGAAGUUAACAAACGCCUGCCUGGCAGCCCGCACGGGGCUGUUGCUGACCUGCGCAUCAGGGCUCCUCCUCCUCCUCCCGUUAGACCGCCGGUCGGAAGACCCGGAGGGAAGCCUCCAAAUAACCCUCACCAUGUAGGAAAGCCGGGCGGCAACGGGCCAGGGGGAAAAGGCCCUUCUAUAGGGAUACCACACGAGCCACCAGCGAGACCAGGGUCACCGCCUGAACCACGGCCAGGACCUUAUGAGCCUCGAAAGGCACCCUCGGAUGAAUUACCCCUUCCAUUCGAGGCAUACGGCGCCAAGGGCAGGGUAGCGAUGCGCGUGCUAGACCAGGCCAUUUCUAGCAACAAACCCAACGUGAACAGGCCAAAGGUGGACAAGCUUUACCAUGUGUCCAAGGACAAAGUCGGUGCAGAUUUUACACUGCCUGAGUUGCAUGACAAAAUUGGGGUGGUAAAUGACAAGAGCAAAACGAUAUUCACACGGAUCACAGUUAGAAACGAUGAGGGCCUCUUCAAGAAGGAAAUCAGUGCUGAUGACAUCCAUCAAGCAGUCUACUUUCCAGAGGCAAGAACAAUUCAGGUCAAGGAAAGCUUUGCCAAGAAAGACGUUCUGCCUGAUGACGUCCGCCUAAAAUGGUCGGAAAUAACCUUUCAAAACUGGAAAUCUGUGGCAGGAAACAAUGUGAAGGAUCUCAAAUAUAUACUCCGUGACACAAUUAUAAAUCAAGGCACAUCUGACACAAUAACCCAGGCAAGGCUGAACCUCAAAAUUCCCGAGGACGACCCAGCAGCAUUCCAUCCCUCAACACCGGGCUCUGCGAUGGACAACGCUUUCAACAGCUUAGCAGGAACACCCAAUGUCAGAUCUGUGUGGCACAUGCUAGCUGAUCACCACAGGGAAUUCGGUGACCUUAAGAUUGUCAAAAUCCACACAUACGCUUACGACUCUUUUCUCCUAAUCGAACUGGGCCGUUAA